AUGAUCGAAACCGACUUCGAUUGCCCUGCACUUGCAAAGACCACGACUGAAGCCUUCGCGGAGAUUGUCUCAAGUGACGGCUGGAAGCAGCCUACUUUCGUUGACGAUCUCAAGGAGAUUUAUGCCAUCGAAGAUGAGGCCAUUGGAGCACUGCGCCAGUGGCUUUCGUCCUGGAUCCCGGAGAACUUCCAGGAGUCGCAACGCUGCAACGCGCCACGACAUUACGACGCUGUGGGAGAACACUCGCCGUCUCGCCGUCUCGCCGUCGAGACGCUGCCAGUCAAGUUCUCCGUGAAAGUGGCGCCACCUGAGUGA
Messenger RNA from Pseudocercospora fijiensis CIRAD86, 315 nucleotides. RefSeq lists its product as uncharacterized. The transcript has a single exon. Bases 1 to 315 code for a protein of 104 amino acids. The record is from RefSeq and is a predicted model, not a curated record. NCBI's taxonomy places the organism in Eukaryota, Fungi, Ascomycota, Dothideomycetes, Mycosphaerellales, Mycosphaerellaceae.